Molecule: messenger RNA, 777 nt
Organism: Oncorhynchus mykiss (rainbow trout)
Lineage: Eukaryota; Metazoa; Chordata; Actinopteri; Salmoniformes; Salmonidae
Gene: lect2.1
Product: leukocyte cell derived chemotaxin 2, tandem duplicate 1
Source: RefSeq, a predicted model, not a curated record
GGGGAAUAAGUGAGUGACACUCAUGACCAGUUGAAGCGUCUGUUGGGUGGGUCUAAACCAGGAUAAUAACCUUCGUCUUCAUUGGGAUUCCAAUACAUUUGACUAGCCAGAGAAAGACAGAUGUCACUGAGGAAGAGGAGGAGGGUGAUGAUGAAACGGACGUGAACACUCUGUGUUGUCAGAGUGUGAGAUGGUCAAGUUUGGUCAGCUGUGCAGCGACAACUCCAGUAACAGGAGGAGGACAGGGGACAGAUGGGGACAAGGACACCACGGCGCAAGCAGAGGAGGCCGUGCGCAUCAGGGUCUGGACAUUGUGUGUAAUGAUGGGGCCACAGUGUACGCUCCAUUUGACGUGAAACUCAACGGGAAAGUGAUCGUGUACACAGACCCGAAGAAGGCAGCCAUCAACGAUGGGAUCAACCUCAGUGGAGAAGGUCUGUGCUUUAAGCUGUUCUACGUAAAGCCUGACAAGUACUCUGGGGUGGUGAAGAAGGGCCAGAGGAUUGGGACCAUGCUGACCAUGCAAAGUGUCUACCCAGGGAUCACUUCUCACGUCCACGUCCAGAUGUGUGACAAGUCUGACCCCACCAAGUUCUUCUAAUGGAGUCCCUUUUGACCUCUCAAUCAACCAAUAACAUGAUUGUAAUCAUUGGCCAAUAGAUGGGCUUACUGUGUUUAAAAAUAAUAAUUUGCUUAUUAUUAUAAACAUUUUUAUUACAGUAUAAAAUCCAUGCAUGCUGCACAUUUCUGGAAUAAAGUUUUACAUGAACCCUAUAA